Drosophila gunungcola (fruit fly) is the source of this 570-nucleotide messenger RNA. RefSeq lists its product as uncharacterized. The transcript is spliced from 2 exons. The record is from RefSeq and is a predicted model, not a curated record. The coding region runs from base 259 to 570 and encodes 103 amino acids. Gene Ontology annotation, cellular component: membrane. Lineage: Eukaryota; Metazoa; Arthropoda; Insecta; Diptera; Drosophilidae. Gene Ontology annotation, molecular function: protein binding.
UCCACCUCCCACGCAAUCUUUUCUGAAGCCCUGGAACUGGUUCCUUGCAGACAGGCACGAUAACGGUGUCCACAAGGCCAACCCUGGCGUGUAACGUCUGUGCGAAAACUCCCGUUCGGUUCGUUGUCGUCGGUGGUUGUUGGUAUUGCUCGAACGUUCGCAAAAAAACUGUUGAAAAUACUUAAAUAAAAAUUGUUUCACAAAAUCAGCAAGUUUCAAUUAAUUGUGGCGUGUUGAGUGCUAACUAACGUGUGCAAUAUGUAUUUUUUGGCAUUGCUUGCGUUCAUUGGAAAUGCCAAAGAUGGAAACGCGGUGAGCUCGAGCCUCGGAGGCUCCUGCCGCGACUAUAAUGGAAAAAUGUACGAGACGGGCAUGCACUACAUGCCAGGACCCGACUCCUGCCGCCUCUGCAUCUGCGACAGUGGACUGCCCAAGGCCUGCAAGAUGGUGCUCUGCGAGGCGUUCAGCAAGUGCAAGUCCUUCCAGACGGUGGGCAGCGGCAACAAUUGCUGCGAGGUGAUCUGCCUGGACGACCAGUUCAGCGACGGGAGCACCGACUUCGGCAUUUGA